AAGUCGCUCUACCAGCGCUUUGUCGAUGCCAAGACCCACCGCAAUGUCCAGAUUUCAGAGGAGGACCUGAAAAAGUACACCGGAAUGUCCAAGGCUCAGCUGACGGAUUGGGCUAAGGAUCGGCCUGGUGUUGCUGGAAAUCGGGCUGCCGGCGGUGUCGCGAUCGGCCAGGCCAGCGGAAUUGGCGGAUAUGAGGCUGCUCACGGCCUCGGCGGCUGGGGUCCGGAUGCUGCAGGCAAGCUGAAGUUCCCUCCCAAGCCUCGCCAG
This is a messenger RNA of Thermothielavioides terrestris NRRL 8126, 267 nucleotides long. RefSeq lists its product as uncharacterized. NCBI's taxonomy places the organism in Eukaryota, Fungi, Ascomycota, Sordariomycetes, Sordariales, Chaetomiaceae. The annotation marks the transcript as partial. The transcript has a single exon. The record is from RefSeq and is a predicted model, not a curated record.